AAGAAAGGAGUGACCCGGAAAUGGCCAGUGAGGAAUUCCUCAUUAUAUUUGAUAACCCAACAAGGUGUUACUAUCCAGGACAAAAUGUGUCUGGACACAUACUCAUUUCUACUCCCACAGAGAUUAAGGCUAAGGGUCUACAAAUACAAUUUUAUGGGAGGGCAGCAACACAUUGGUCGGAAACACGCUAUGAAACACACAGCAUCCAAACGGAACAUGGAUACGAGACGCGUACAGUUUCGUACACUGAGCACUUCCGGUCGAACGAAAAUUACUUUUGUUACGAAAUGCAUCACCUCCGAGAUGGAAGUGACCAAGCUCACAGUAUCACUGGCAGGAAUAUGUACCCAUUCAAUUUUCUACUGCCUCCAGGGGGUAUUCCGUGCAGCUACGCGGGGGCUCACGGGGAAAUUGAGUACGGGAUAAUGGCCACCAUCAGGACGCCCUGGUACAAUUUCAAUAAAGAGGUGGAAGCUAGGAUCAACGUGUUGGUCAUUGUGGACCUCAACCUAUUCCCACCUCGUCUGGUCAUGCCCGUCGAACGCACAGCUUCAAAACAUUACUGCUGCCUUUGCUGUGCGAGUGGGCCGGUGGGGCUCACGGUUCGUCUACCAAAGACGGGGUUUGCCCAAGGUGAAGUUGUCCCCCUCAUUGUCGAUAUGUUCAACGACAGUGGACGACCAAUUAAUGGGAUCACAGUCUGCAUAACUGAGGAAUCAAGGUUUCAUGCUGAGGGAAACAGAAGAACAUCAACCCGAUCACUUAGUCAAUUCGAAGGUCCAGGUGUCGAUCCCCAUGGCACAGAUACCUGGAACCCAGUUUUCCGCAUUCCACAACUGGCUCCAACAGGGCUUGGAGGAUGCAGACUCAUUGACCUGGAAUAUUAUCUUCAUUUCGAGUUGCUGCUCUCGGGAAUUUCGUAUAAUCUGGAAAUGUCGAUUCCAAUAGUAAUUGGAUCUAUUCCAAUUCAGAUCCCACCUCCAAACCAGGCUGGGUUCAAUUCUUACUCAUCUACGAAUACAAAUUAUCAACCACACAUUCCUACGAACGUGUCGUAA
Messenger RNA from Folsomia candida, 1058 nucleotides. Its product is annotated as arrestin domain-containing protein 3. Gene Ontology annotation, biological process: protein transport. The transcript is spliced from 4 exons. The record is from RefSeq and is a predicted model, not a curated record. Gene Ontology annotation, cellular component: cytoplasm. Lineage: Eukaryota; Metazoa; Arthropoda; Collembola; Entomobryomorpha; Isotomidae. The coding region runs from base 21 to 1058 and encodes 345 amino acids.